GGCACCGUCUCGCUGUACCUGCCCAAAGCGCGUAGCCUCAAGCACCUGACGGUGCGGCUCGUCGGGCGGUACGACAUCGGCUGGCCCGACUCGACGCCGUACGAGAGCGGCGUCUGCCUCGAGCGCACCGUCUCGCUCAUCCAGGGCGGCGAGGCGGCUCAACUCGGCAAGGGCGAGCACACAUUCGAGUUCAUCAUCAUCAUCCCGGCCAGCGCGGCGUGCUACGAGCGAUGUCAAUACGGGCGCGUGCGGCACAUGAUCACGGCCAAGGCGAAAGGGCUCGGGCCCAUGGGCGGCGACGUCCUCAGCAACGAGAAGCCCGUCUUCCUCAUCGUCAACCCGGGCCUCGAGGACGUCUCGAAGCCGCCGCCGCCGCUGCACCUCAAGUUCGAGGGCAGCCUCGAGGAGAUCGGCCCGUACUCGAUCGCGAUGCAGUCGGCCUACUGCAUGGUCGGAGGCCUCCUCCUGUUCCGCCUCAACCUCCUGUUCCCGCCAACCGACCUCCUCAUCUACUCGAUCAAGGUCAAGAUCGUCCAGGCGUUCCAGCUGCGCUCGCCCGUCGACAAGGACCACGCCGUCACGCCGCCGCCGUACGCGCAAAGCGUCUUCAUCCUCGACGCGACCAACCCGCCCAACUCGGCCAAGAUCUCGGAGGACAACGCGCGAGGCGCCAAGAGCGGCAUGCAGACGCCGAGGACGGGCCCGCUCAAGGCGCUCCGCAAGGACGAGAUGUACCGCCUGCACCACCUCGCACGCCUGCCCAACGACAACCACAUCCGGCCCUCGACGCAGGAGGGCACGGUGACGCCCAUCGCGUGCCACCACACGAUCCAGUGCGAGAUCACGUACCGGCCCAUGACCGAGGAGGAGUCGAACCCGCCGCCAUUUGACGCGUCGGCGCCAGGAGGGAGAAAGGCGGGCAAGGAGAAGGAGAAGAACGAGCCCGAGCGACGAAAGGUCGUCAUGUCGAAGCCUGUCGACAUCUUUUCGUGCUGCUGCUUCCUCGAUUCCCUCACCCUCCCCGUCUACUCGCUCCUCGACCCCAAUCCCGUGCCGCUCGACGCCGAGCUCCAGCUCCCCUGCGUGUGCAGCUACACGAUGAAGCAGUGCGUUCUCGCACUCGUCGAACUACACGCGACGCCGCUCCUCGUCGAGGGCUCGGACGCGACGAUCGAGUACGUCGCCCAGCCCAAGCCCGAGGGCAUCAUUCCCUCGCCCUCGCCUCGCCUCACCGAAGAGCCCGGCACCAUUUUCGAGGAAGGCGAGCCCAUCACGCCCGUCGAAGAGGACGAGCGAGGACGGUCGGCCUCUCGGCGCCCUCAAGCGUCGCCGCCAGGCUCGGGCGGCAGCAAUACGCCGGCGUCGGCGUCGGCGCCCGGCUCGCGCGCGCCGUCGACGAGCAGCUUCUUCCGCGUCGGGUCGAGCAGCGACAGGCUGUUUGCCAUGACGGGUUGGCGCCAGCCGUCCAUGUCGCGCGAGGGGAGCCGGGCCGCGAGUCGGAACCCGAGCAGGACGAGCAGUCCGUCGAGGGCGAGGCCGCAGUAG
This is a messenger RNA of Rhodotorula graminis WP1, 1545 nucleotides long. RefSeq lists its product as uncharacterized. The transcript is spliced from 6 exons. The record is from RefSeq and is a predicted model, not a curated record. The annotation marks the transcript as partial. NCBI's taxonomy places the organism in Eukaryota, Fungi, Basidiomycota, Microbotryomycetes, Sporidiobolales, Sporidiobolaceae.